Messenger RNA from Blastomyces dermatitidis ER-3, 1569 nucleotides. Its product is annotated as mitochondrial import inner membrane translocase subunit, variant. The coding region runs from base 527 to 766 and encodes 79 amino acids. Gene Ontology annotation, cellular component: mitochondrial inner membrane. The transcript is spliced from 2 exons. NCBI's taxonomy places the organism in Eukaryota, Fungi, Ascomycota, Eurotiomycetes, Onygenales, Ajellomycetaceae. The record is from RefSeq and is a predicted model, not a curated record. Gene Ontology annotation, biological process: protein insertion into mitochondrial inner membrane.
GCUAAUUCAGCUCAACUUUGCGCAAACCGAUAAAGAUAUUUCUAUAUAUACAUCCAUUGUUGAAGAUAGAUAUGGGAUAGUACUGAAAUCCUAAAAGCUUCGUUUUGAUUUUAUCUCACUUUGUAUCGAUCUGUCAGUGAUCUUUUAACGCCUUGACCUGCGGCGACUUAUACCACGUGAUAUAAAUCAAACUCUAAAUCGGCGAAAGUGCCCCAUACCGCGGCCCGCAAACAACGAAACUCAUAUCCCAGUCUACAUAUACAAAGUCCUUUCGAAUUGCAACCAUCAACUCCAAUACCAGAUUCCUCAUAUAUAUCAUAUUAACCCGCACUCGCCGGAUAACUGCUAAUCCUUUAACCCGAACCUUUAUCCCGUAAACCCGCCCGAAAACCACCAAAAUGUCGUUCCUAUUCGGAGGCCAACCAAAAUUAUCCUCAGAGGAGAAAAUCAGCAGGGCUGAGAUGGAGGUUGAGAUGGUCACAGAUAUGAUGACGCGGUGAGUUUACGGUUACACGACCCGGAAGCUAUGGACGAAAAUUUGCCUCCCCCCUUAAGGAAAAAAAAGGAACCCAACCUCUCAAGCGCCUGCAUGAAAAAGUGCAUCCCACCCGACUACCGCGAAGGAGACCUGAACAAAGGCGAAUCCGUUUGCCUCGACCGCUGUGUGGCCAAGUUCUUCGAAGUCAACAUGAAGGUUUCGGAGAAAAUGCAGCAGAUGCAAGGGCAGGCUAUGGGGCAGCAGGGUGGCUCUGGGUUUGGGAUGUAAACAAAGAGGACAAUACCUUUUUUUUUUAAUUCCACCAAGGGAGAGGGAGAUACCGAGAUACGGGGCCGUCGGCCACCGGAUGAUGGGAUAGAGAUGACGAUAAUGGAUACACGGAUGCGGGGGUUUCUUUUACAUCUUUUACAGCCUUUUCUUUCGCUACGUUUACCCAUCUAUUCUGGAGCUUGAUUGAUUCCCGGGGCGCCAUUCUCUCGUGCGUUGGAAUAUAAAUGCGGGUUUCAUCGUUGAGGGAUACGGUAUUUGCUUGGUUUGCGGAGCUGGCUAAAUGAGAUGUUACGAGAACAGCGUGGGCGAGAGACCGUAUUGUUCCUUAUGGGCGUGUCUUCCUUUAUAUUCCAUAAUCAGGCAUGGCGGUGAGAGGGGCUGUUGAAACUUGACUGUGGAGGCGGAAAACGCCUUUUGACAUCACUUGUUUUAUACCCUAUCUACGGAUUCAUGUUUGUGCAUCUAUGGGGCUAGCAGAUUCUUUUUUUGUACUUUUAUCGGUCAUAUGCUUGUACGCUGUCGUAUUCCUUUUGUAUUAUUAUAGUAAGAUUUAUGUUUUCACACCCCCUUGCUAUCUUGGUAUGGUAGAGCAGAUAGAUGCCAUUCGAUUUAAGUGAUCAAUGAAAUACUUCUUUGAUUUGCUAUGCUUGUCUGCUGCUAUGAAACGCCUUGCUAUGCGAGUAGUAACUAUAUGUACAGUACAAUCAAACAGGGUAUAAACCAGCUCUAAGUAAUCUGCAUAUGCAGCACUGCGAACCCCUGUAUCAAAAAGUAAAGGGGUAAAUAGAAACAUUCCAAUA